UCCAGUUUAGACUUUAGAGGAGUGCUAGGGUUUGUGGCCAUUCGAAGGUAAAAGUCGGUCGUUGAGCACAUCGCGCCUCCGCUACCAGCGCCACACUCCGUCACCAUGGGUCGUAUGCAUAGUCGCGGUAAGGGUAUUUCUGCAUCGGCUCUCCCUUACAAGAGAACUCCUCCAAGCUGGCUGAAGAUCUCCUCCCAGGAUGUUGAAGAUAACAUCUGCAAGUUUGCAAAGAGGGGAAUGACACCGUCUCAGAUCGGUGUGAUUCUUCGUGACUCUCAUGGUAUAGCGCAGGUUAAGAGUGUCACUGGCAGCAAGAUCUUGCGUAUCCUCAAGGCUCACGGGCUUGCACCUGAGAUUCCGGAGGAUCUGUACCAUCUGAUCAAGAAGGCCGUCGCAAUCAGGAAGCAUUUGGAGAGGAACAGGAAGGACAAGGAUUCCAAGUUCAGAUUGAUUCUGGUGGAGAGCAGGAUUCACCGUCUCGCUCGUUACUACAAGAAGACCAAGAAGCUCCCUCCCAACUGGAAAUAUGAAUCUACUACUGCCAGCACCCUUGUGGCCUAGGCUCAAGGAGAUGACUUGGAUCUUUUGGGUAGCAGAUAUUCAUAAGCUGUCUAAGGAGUGCCGUGUUAUCUUCCAUUAGCUUGGGAAAACUUCUUUGUUAAGCCAAAUUUUGUGAUAUGAUUGACAGUGGAUUACAGUUCAGGAUGAUGCUUUUGAUGUUCUUCUAGAUAGAUUUAACUAAAUACCUGCAGCCGGGAACUUUAUUUCCUGUUCAUUUUCAUUCAUGAUUUACUUUUGCUUGUGAUGUUUAAUGCAAACAAGUCUUCUUUCCGUGGAUGAUGCUACAAGUUGAAGUGAAAAGCA
Messenger RNA from Coffea eugenioides, 864 nucleotides. Its product is annotated as 40S ribosomal protein S13. Gene Ontology annotation, cellular component: nucleolus; cytosolic small ribosomal subunit; ribosome. NCBI's taxonomy places the organism in Eukaryota, Viridiplantae, Streptophyta, Magnoliopsida, Gentianales, Rubiaceae. Gene Ontology annotation, biological process: translation. The transcript has 5 exons. The record is from RefSeq and is a predicted model, not a curated record. The coding region runs from base 106 to 561 and encodes 151 amino acids. Gene Ontology annotation, molecular function: structural constituent of ribosome; small ribosomal subunit rRNA binding.